AUGAUCCUAGAUUACCUUCCACCGACGGAUCUGAUUCGGGUGUUUUGCUCCAGCAAGAUUGCGCUGGAUUACGGUGCUUCAUUCAUGCGCCGAGAACCAAAGCAGUUCUAUCGAUGUCUUCCAGCUGAUGACGAAGGCAACCUGGCUAUUGAUUCGAUGUCGCCGACCGUGGAUGUAUGCGCCCCGACAAAAUCGAAUAAUCAUGCCUACGGAUUCAGGGAUUCCUUCGCAAUCUUGCCCAUUGAUCUUCAAGCGAUCACGGUCUAUGGAGUUAGAAUGGAGGGCCAUAUUUAUGUUUGCGGAAUUGAUCUUCGGACAAGAAGCACUAAUCAACGCAUUGGUACCCAUUCCGAGCUAGUCUCUCAACUCUAUCCUAUACAUGAUCAGAUUGAUGUUAUCUGUUUUUUGUUGGACGCUGUCGGGAUCAGAAGUCUGAAGUUCGGUCGUUCAGAGUGGAGCUUCGGGGAUCCGAAAAGAGAUCAAUGCUGGGAAGGACUUAGUAUAAGGAGAGGGGAAGGGAGGCUUAAAGUUGUGCGAGACGCACUCAAAUUCAGACAUAUUGGGUGGUGCUCCGACACUACCGUUUCCUUUCCAGAAACUCUUCUAAUGCAGAAAAGCCAUGCAUUCUGGAACGGUCAUAUCGAUGAGACUCAUUACAUUGCAGGAGACCCUCAAGAUGAGAAAGAUAUGGUAUCGAAUAUUGGGAACUUCACUGUCGAGGCCUUGUGGUUAACAGAGAAUCUAUCGGGAGUCACGUUCUAUAGUGCGUCAGGUGGUAUACAAGGUAUCACCAUACAUUACUCGUCAGGAGGGACAAGCACCGCUGGUCAAACCAAUGACCGUCAUGAGGUUCUUGCGAAGGUUGUUGUUCGUGUUCUUCCACAGUUCCGAUUUCCAUUUCUUAAGGUAAACGCAGAGGAGGUUUAUAGCAGCCUAAGUCUCAAACCCCCGAAAAACUGCUAUAUCAAAGGUUUCUAUUUUCGGAUUGUAGACCCGUGGAUUGAAUCUAUUGGGAUAAUUUACGAUGAUCUAGAGGAAAGGAGUGAUUUACAGGCUGAAGCAUGA
Aspergillus vadensis CBS 113365 is the source of this 1065-nucleotide messenger RNA. RefSeq lists its product as uncharacterized. Bases 1 to 1065 code for a protein of 354 amino acids. The transcript has 5 exons. Lineage: Eukaryota; Fungi; Ascomycota; Eurotiomycetes; Eurotiales; Aspergillaceae. The record is from RefSeq and is a predicted model, not a curated record.